Anneissia japonica is the source of this 1166-nucleotide messenger RNA. RefSeq lists its product as uncharacterized. The transcript has 14 exons. Bases 90 to 1166 code for a protein of 358 amino acids. The record is from RefSeq and is a predicted model, not a curated record. NCBI's taxonomy places the organism in Eukaryota, Metazoa, Echinodermata, Crinoidea, Comatulida, Comatulidae.
AGGCCUAGGCUAGCCUCGAGGCUAGGCUAGCUAGAUAACACCGGUUUUAUUAUUUGACUAUAAAGCAUCUUGUAUCUGGUAGUCACAAAAUGGCUGCAAAAAAUGGCCUUGAGCUUGUACUAUCAGAAUCAAGUGAUGAAUCCUCUGCAGGCUGGCGAGACAAGUCACCACUUCCAAGGAACCUUCAGGGUGAUGAUUCUGGGUAUGGGACUGUUGAUUUGGACAAAGAUCAGUCAGUCACUGGGUUAGAUACUCAUAUAGAUCAAUCAGUCACUGGGUUAGAUACUCAACUAGAGAAGGAUGACCAACAAAAGAACCUUCAGGGUGAUGAUUCUGGGUAUGGGACUGUUGAUUUGGACAAAGAUCAAUCAGUCACUGGGUUAGAUACUCAUAUAGAUCAAUCAGUCACUGGGUUAGAUACUCAUAUAGAUCAAUCAGUCACUGGGUUAGAUACUCAACUAGAGAAGGAUGACCAACAAAAGUCAGUGUUCACUCAGUUGACUGAGGUUGCCCUGGAAACUGGAGAGUGUACUGCCCAAAACUCUAUAAUAGUUACAAAUAGACAACCUAGUGAUGAAGAUGCUGUCUGUGGAAACAUACAAGAUGAACAUGGAAACGAGAAUGAACAGAUUGAAUCUGAUGGUGACCCAAAAACGCUAAUUUUAAGUUUCCUGUUUUUGAUGUUAUUUGGUAUUUUAAAUCCGGAAAUAACUGAACCCUGUCAACCUAUGGAUAGAUGCUCCCCACCACCAACAAGUACAGGAAUCCUGUGCUCAGCUGCGAAUAUUGAAGAGCUUUUAGCUGGGAUUUCUUCAAGUUGUAUACAGGAGGAAACUGAUGAGACUGAACAACAGGGAACCACAAAGAAGAAGAAAAAGAAAUUGAAAAAGAGAAAGAAGAAAAAGUUGACAAGGCCCACUCCAGAAAAAAACACCAGUCGCCACACAACAGUGCCAUUUUAUGAUGAUAUUCGAUACGGAAUUGAGGUUAGUAUGCUUUACUUUAUUAAAUUGUAUAUCUUAUUGUUUCCUUUUUUAGUUCUGAUCAGGAGCUUUAGGAAUACCCUGCUGAUCGAAACAGCAGCUCAGCAAGUCAUGUAUACAGGAGGUGUACAGCCAUUUCAUCUUCCAGUUCCAUAUGGAAUUCAGGAGGUUAGUAUUAUUUAA